This is a messenger RNA of Colletotrichum destructivum, 5975 nucleotides long. Its product is annotated as Putative PAS domain, phytochrome, signal transduction response regulator, receiver. The transcript has 3 exons. NCBI's taxonomy places the organism in Eukaryota, Fungi, Ascomycota, Sordariomycetes, Glomerellales, Glomerellaceae. The record is from RefSeq and is a predicted model, not a curated record. Gene Ontology annotation, biological process: phosphorelay signal transduction system; detection of visible light; regulation of DNA-templated transcription. Gene Ontology annotation, molecular function: protein binding; phosphorelay sensor kinase activity. Bases 973 to 5391 code for a protein of 1472 amino acids.
CAUCCAUCCCUCUGGUCCGCUUUCCUUACGGACCCCGCUGUGUGCGUGCAUUCGCAUCUUGCUUGCCAAGCUCGCCGAGUCUCGCAGUACGGACAUUAGCAGCGAUAGGUACCCUAAACCACCCUAUUCUCCAAACGUACGUGAGCUUCGUUGCGGACACCACCGUAAAUGACCUCGCUUGUCUAGCCUUACCUGCAGAGCAUUGCCGCCGCCGCCGUUUGUUGGAUGGCCGGAUUGCUUGGUGGUGGAUAAUUCCCUUGCCACUCGAGUGCCUGUAACCCCAUUCUCUACAACACGACUUUGCUCGUAAUUCAACUCUACGUCAACAUACUUAAUUAGGAGGGGGAGAGAGUGGCGUUUGCUGGGCUUGUUGCCUUCAUUUCUCCUAGCUGCUUCCACACUACUUUCGCCGCUUCUUGGUACCUUCUCACCCCAACUCCUGCUUGUACGCCACCACCGCCGCAGACCCGACAAGUCGAGGAUUCCAAGGGCUGAGAAUUGCUCGUAUCUCUCUCCCACAAUCACACUCGGUUGCACAUCUGUACCUUCCGACAGGUCAGCAACGGAAUAGAGCUCUCGACUCUCCUUUUCCAGCCCCUGCCGCCGCUCGUUGUCCACAGCGAGCCGCCGGCCGGCCCAGCACCGCAUCGCCAACCUCGUCACUAGGCACAAUUGCAUCCCCCGGCAUCUCGAUACUGCACCGCACGUCCCCCUCAAUCGAGGCGUUGGUCACCAUCGAAUCUUCCUUCGCUGCAAAAUACCCCCCAGCCACCCAGUUCUUUCUCUUGUUCCCUUCACUACUUGGACUGGUGUCCGCUUUCUUAUCAACCAAGGCUCUCGUCCUCUUGCGCUUCCACCUCAUGCCAAAUAUCAGGCACUGCGGACUUUUGAGCCUCCGGCGAGGUCUCGUCCUGCUUGCAACGACGUGGGACUUUAUAGACUUCUAGGUCUUUCUACCUCUCCUAUCCAAGCAUGGAUGCCCAGUCCGACAUACGCCGGCCUUCCGUGUCUUUCGCCGACCGCUCCUCGACAGGCGAAUCCUCCGAAGCUACUCCUGUCGCGAGCGUUCACUCCAAUCCCAUCGCGCCACAGCUCCCAAACCCUUCUGCUGCUGCGACGCCGAGCUGUUCGUCGUCAUGGAGCGCCAAUUCCGACCGCCAGCUUGGUCAUGGUGCCAGCCCCGAUCCGACAGACCGAGUCUUCCCCAUCCGCUCCGUCGUCAGCGUUGACCGCACUGGCAGAACCUCUGGUGAACACGACUACUUCCCGCGAGUACCUGAUCAUGGCCAGUAUCAGGCUCCCCGUCCGGGCAAUCCCCGUAUCGAUACCGCCGCCUUCGAAGCCGUUCCUCGCCGCGAUUCCGCCUCCACACUGCUUUCCAACGUUACCUCGCCAAGCGAUCGCCAGGGAAUUCAAACGAGAAGGAAAAUCGUUGGGUCUGGCCCAAUAUCCAGCGUUCAGGCGGAUGCCGUCCGUCACGCCAGCUCGCAGCCACUUGACAUUUUUCAGGAUGUUGCGUCAGAGGGAGAGGAUGACUCGGCACAAGGUGAUGAUUCCUCGCAACAUCAAACAUCUGUGUCCACUGGCGCGCUCGGUGAGGCGGGCAGCGAUGUCCUGCUGACGACGCGGUUAAAGUAUGUCAUGACGGACGAGGGCCACCAUGUGAUUACGGGCACCGACGGCGUGCUCCAGCGGUGCGAGGACGAGCCCAUCCACACCCCUGGCGCUGUUCAGGGAUUCGGUGCUUUGGUGGCCGUUCGCGAAGAAACCGACGGCCGGUUUUCGGUCCGGUACGCCAGCGAAAACACCCAAAGGCUGAUGGGAUACUCGCCGCAGCACCUAUUCCGCCUCAACAGUUUCUUGGACAUUUUGAGUGAGGAACAGCAAGACAAUCUGCUCGACCACAUCGAUUUUAUCCGCGACGAAGAUGCUGACCCGGCUGUCAAUGGACCCGAAGUCUUCAGUCUAUCCAUUCGCCCACCCAAUAAGAAAAGUGUCAAGCUAUGGUGUGCCAUUCACAUCAACCCAGCGCAUCCCGACCUGGUCAUCUGCGAGUUUGAGGUCGAUGAUGACCAUCAGUUUCCGUUGAGACCGCCAGACGAGGUCACGCCAUUGGCCCCAGAAGACACGCUGCAGUCAAACCCCACAUCCGAGGAGCUGGUCGAAAGCACCGAGAUCUUGAGCAAACCCCUGAGAGUUUUACGGAGUGCUCGCAAGCGCAGAGGUGACGCUGGGGCUAUGCAGGUGUUCGAUAUCAUGUCCCAGGUGCAAGAACAGCUUGCGGGGGCGCUGAACUUGGAAAGCUUCCUCAAGAUCCUUGUUGGUAUCGUCAAGGAAUUGACUGGCUUUCACCGGGUUAUGAUUUACCAGUUCGAUUCGUCAUUCAACGGCAAAGUUGUCACAGAGCUUGUCGAUACCACGCAAACCAAAGAUCUAUACAAGGGCUUGCACUUCCCCGCCUCAGACAUACCGCGGCAGGCUCGCGAGUUGUACAGGUUGAACAAGGUAAGGCUCCUUUACGACAGGGACCUGGAUACCGCCCGCCUUGUUUGCAAAACGAAGGAAGACCUCGACGUACCGCUAGAUCUCAGCCAUUCAUAUCUCCGCGCCAUGUCACCGAUCCACCUCAAAUACUUGAAAAACAUGGCCGUUCGGUCUUCUAUGUCGGUCUCCAUAAACGCCUUUAACGAACUAUGGGGCCUCAUUGCUUGUCACUCAUAUGGCCGCAAGGGCAUGCGUGUAUCAUUCCCGAUCCGCAAAAUGUGUCGUUUGGUCGGAGACACUGCCUCCCGCAAUAUCGAGAGACUUUCGUAUGCCACUCGACUCCAGGCGCGGAAACUCAUCAAUACUGCUCCUACCGAAAAGAACCCUUCUGGCUACAUCAUUGCCUCUUCCGACGACCUUUUGAAGUUGUUCGACGCCGAUUUUGGCAUGCUUUCCAUUAAGGGAGAAACCAAGAUUCUUGGUGAUGUUGAGCAGUCGCAGGAGGCACUGGCCAUGCUCGAAUACUUACGUCUACGCGAGUUGACAUCCGUCGUCACCUCUCAGGACAUCCGCGAAGACUUUCCAGACCUACGGUACUCUCUUGGGUUUACCGUCAUUGCGGGACUGCUUUAUGUUCCCUUGAGCGUUGGAGGCCAUGACUUCAUCGUCUUCUUUCGGAAGGGCCAGGUCAAGGAGGUCAAGUGGGCUGGGAAUCCGUAUGAAAAGACGUUGCGCGAAGGUACGGCCGCCUACCUGGAACCCCGAAAAAGUUUCAAAACCUGGCAUGAGACAGUUCUCGGUAAGUGUCGAGAUUGGUCAGAGGAGCAAGUUGAGACGGCCGCCGUGCUCUGCUUGGUCUACGGCAAAUUUAUCGAGGUUUGGAGACAGAAGGAGGCAGCAUUGCAGAGCAGUCGCCUUACACGGCUGCUGCUCGCAAACUCGGCCCACGAAGUACGCACGCCACUUAACGCCAUCAUCAACUAUCUCGAGAUAGCCUUGGAAGGCUCUCUCGAUCAAGAAACCCGCGACAACCUCGCAAAGUCGCACUCUGCAUCCAAAUCCCUGAUUUAUGUCAUCAACGACCUGCUCGAUCUGACUAAGACAGAAGAAGGUCAGAAUCUAAUCAAGGACGAGGUCUUUGAUUUUGGAAUGUGUAUACGCGAAGCCACCGACCCGUUCACGAAUGAUGCAAAGAGGAAGGGCAUUGAGUAUCAGGUCAUCGAGCAUCCCGGUCUGCCCCAGCACGUUUGCGGCGACAGCCGACGGCUGAGACAAGCCAUCUCGAACGUCGCAGCCAAUGCCGUUCAAAACACCUCGACUGGAUCUGUGAAGGUUGAAUUAUAUGUCAGCAACGUCCUGGAUCGACGGAUACGCAUCGAAAUUGUCGUCGAAGACACAGGGAAAGGUAUGACUGCCAGGCAAUUGGACACCUUGUUUCGGGAUCUCGAGCAGGUCAACGUGGAGAUGGACGAGGACAGCUUCAUAUCAUCGACAGACUCUGAUCACGGCAAAGACACUAGAGUUUUGGGACUUGGCCUGGCCGUCGUUGCCAGAAUUGUUCGCAACAUGGACGGCCAGCUCCGACUGAAGUCGGAACAAGGGAAGGGGUCGAGAUUUGUCAUCCAACUACCCUUCGACCUCCCUGAAGACGCUCCAGCGCCUGUUGAGGGUGGCCAGAAGUCUGCCAAGUCGAACACAGCAUCCAGCGUGGCGUCUGUUACAACAGCGAUCAUGCCGGAUCCAGAUGGCGAGAUGAUGCUCAUCGAUAGAGGAAGCAAACUGCCCGUUGUCAAUGAGGCGGGGACUGAUGGGGGCUGCGCCGAGACACAGAGCUUAGAAAGCCAAAAGACUGCGGCCACGGGAGGUAGCAAGAGCAGUGGACGAAGCGACGCUGAACGCUUGAUCGACGCUAUAAAGAAUCCUCUUACGAUCGGGGAAAUCGACCCGAGUCGGCCAUCUGCUCAUCGACAAUACUCCAGAGAACACAUUGAUCGACCGACAAUGUCGAAGAGUAACGGUGCCUCGUCCUCUUCGGCUUCCAGACAAGUGCAGCCGCCGGUUUCGCGGCGGUUCAACCAGAACUCCUCGGACCUCUCCACUGUCGAACUUCCACACUCACCCGAAAUCGGCUAUACGAGCGUGACGGAUAUAAAAACUCCCAUCAGGGCAAUUAGAGUACCUGACGAAUACAGCGACCAACCGCCAAGGCCUCAGGCGAGCGACUCCUCUCGUGUUCUCUUUGAGGUCCAUGAUGGUUCCAAGGCCCUCGGAACAUCGGACGCUGGCACAGCAGGCACCGCCCCUAGCGCAGUCUCGGCGUUCGAGGACACCAAGUUGCAAGUACUCAUCGCUGAGGAUGACCCGAUCAACUCGAGGAUUCUGCGGAAGCGGUUGGAGAAAUCCGGUCACCAGGUCUCCCAUGCCGUAAACGGCGAAGAUUGCGCAACAGUUUACCGCGAGAAUUCCAAAUCCUUUGAUGUCGUCCUAAUGGACAUGCAGAUGCCAAUUGUGGAUGGACUCACAAGUACGAAAAUGAUACGAGCCUUCGAGAGGUCCAUUGAGCAUGGCGGACACUCCCCAAUAGCGUCUCAUAACGGCAGAACCCCCAUAUUCGCGGUCUCGGCAUCCCUAAUCGAGCGGGAGAGGGACAAGUACAUGGACGCCGGUUUCGAUGGCUGGAUCCUCAAGCCCAUCGACUUCAAGCGACUCAACACUUUGCUGCUGGGCAUUGUAGAGGACGACGUUCGCGCGACCUGCCUUUAUGCCCCAGGAAAGUGGGAGUAUGGCGGCUGGUUCAACAUUCGAGAAACCAAGGACAAGGACGGCAGCGACGAAACAACACCGGCGAUAGAGGAGACACCGAAGGAAACGACCCACCCUACACCAGAGACGGACGAACCAAAUUGAUAGCCUGACUCCAGAGCAUCAAGCCGUUUGGCAACUGGAAGCGUAACGUCCAGUCCGACGGCAUUGCACACUAUGCCUUUUUUACUUCUUUUCUUCUGGGCGUCAUUGAAGCAUGCAUGCCCACUAUGGUUAACGCUAAUCCUCAUUUGUAUGUCGGUAGCCCCCAUCAAGCACUGACUCUUCUUAAGCUGGAAAGAUCCGCAGGCAGCUCUGUCGUCACAUCGUGAUGGAGAGUAACAUACCAGGGAUGGCCGUUAAGAUGUCUUAUGAAGACGGAGUUUCGUAGUCCUAUUGAACGGAUGGUUUCCAAAAUCGGACAUUGGGUUUUUGAAGCGUGAUGGAUAGAUUCGAAUGGGGAAUGGAAAUGAUACCAUGGCAACAGCAUACGGAUUGCAUGGGAAAGGGGGGCCUGGCGGCCCGGGGGCUCCAAAGAGCUCGGCACUGGGAGGCGCCGUCGUUUGCAAAGUGUACAAAUCAUAUCUCAAGGUCAUCAACCUCAUAUACCACUAUGUGUUAUUCUCUCCUUUUCUUGAAGUACACGUUGACGAGUAUACCCUCGGUUCCUUUGUGUGUGUGUUUUACUG